This is a messenger RNA of Sphaeroforma arctica JP610, 1215 nucleotides long. RefSeq lists its product as hypothetical. Gene Ontology annotation, molecular function: metal ion binding. NCBI's taxonomy places the organism in Eukaryota, Ichthyosporea, Ichthyophonida. The transcript is spliced from 5 exons. Bases 1 to 1215 code for a protein of 404 amino acids. The record is from RefSeq and is a predicted model, not a curated record.
AUGUCCGCAGGAACAUCCAAUCCUCUCGCGGGGGCUAUAGUAGAGCCCCCAUCCCUUAAGCCCGGGUCGCUGGCUUCGUUCUCCUUCAGUAAUAUGGAGGAGCUGAAAGCGGGGAAGGAACCUCUACCGGCUUCCCCAAGGUCGAGUUUGUCCAAGAAUAUCCAUAAACUGAGCUUGGUCGAUGCUGCGUCAAAGAUUGGCGGUAACAACUCAGGCCUCGCUAGAAGCAGUCUAGGGUCUAAGCCAGUUAGUCCGUCGGGGUACCAACUGUCUCGGUUGAGUGAAGAGCGUCUGGAUGACAAGGAACGAUAUAAGCGCAGCAAUGGCGCCGAUGAGAGGGGUCCGUCGGGUAUGCGCAACAGUCGGUCACCCAUUUACAGACCCAAAAGUGAACUGUUGCAGACGUCCCGGGAUUGGUCUCCAGCACAAAGCCCCAAGUCACGGAACAACAAGUUCCAAUUGCCCAACAAAUCCAGCGAAAGCAGCAACAACAACAACAACAACAACAACGUCACGCGUAAACAGAGAAGUAAUAGCACGAAUAGAUGGAGCGCUCUGGAGGAUGCAGCGGAUCUGGUGGGCGCAGAGGAGGAUGCGGAUGAGGGUAGUCUGAGCAUGAUGCUGACUCUUGCACGCACGCGCAGCGUAGACCACCAAUCUGGGGGAAGGAAUGUAUUUGCUGCGGGGGGGCGUGCCAACCUCAAGCACACCAACAACACCAACCACAUCAACACCACCAACACCAACAACAACAGCAACAGCACCAACCACAUCAACGGUACACGCACCACACCCAUCCGCAACAAACCACGCGCAGAAACGCUGGGAUGGCGUAGUCCAGGCGCAGCUACACGCAGAGAAGAAGCGCUGGUGGCUUCACCAAAGGGAGUGAGAGACACCAGGCGGAUUAAGAAUGUUCUGAGCACGGACGCGUUGCCACAGCUCGCGAAAAUGGCUAUGGUGUGUGAAAUGCGACGCAAAAACUCGUUCGCGUCCAAAGGGAAUGUGGAGUCGAAAGAGAUGUUGAGCCAGAUGGCUCCCAUAGACACGUCACAGAUUGACUGUAAAUUCUUCAACUUCGCCCGGGGCAAGUGCACAUUUGGCAAGCAGUGCUUCUACAGACACGCCAACCUGGACGGCACUCUGUAUGAGGAGACCAGCGGGGGCUCGCUUGAGCUGCUGUUACGGUAUGUCAGAGACGUACAUUUAGAUUAA